Messenger RNA from Eriocheir sinensis (Chinese mitten crab), 2281 nucleotides. RefSeq names its product elongation factor Ts, mitochondrial-like. The transcript has 5 exons. Lineage: Eukaryota; Metazoa; Arthropoda; Malacostraca; Decapoda; Varunidae. Gene Ontology annotation, biological process: mitochondrial translational elongation. The record is from RefSeq and is a predicted model, not a curated record. Gene Ontology annotation, molecular function: protein binding; translation elongation factor activity. Gene Ontology annotation, cellular component: mitochondrial matrix. Bases 179 to 1081 code for a protein of 300 amino acids.
UCUUUUUACAGGAGCUGCCGUUACAAAGGCCUGGCCUAGUAGAAAUCCCAAGUCACCUGUGACAUCAAGAUCAAGAUCGAGAGCCGGGUCCACUCAGCUGAUCGGCGUCCACGAGUGCCAGCCGCCUCCCCGCCGCCUAGUGUCAGUGCCGCCGCCCGCCACACCUUUGCCGCCCAGCAUGAGGGCUGCGUUACUCAGGACGCCUCUGCUCGCCAUGAGGCAAAGUUGCUGGCUACACUUGGGCCCCCCUCGCUGGGCAGUCAGCAAGUCACUCCUGGCAGCGCUGCGUAAGAGGACUGGCUUCUCCAUAUCCAAUUGCAAGAAGGCGCUGGAGAUGCAUGAGAAUGACGUGGAGAAGGCAGAGUCGUGGCUGCAGGAACAAGCACAGGCACAGGGCUGGGAGAAGGCCACUAAACUCUCUGGCCGUAAGACAGCCCAGGGCCUCGUCGGCAUCCACAUAGAAGGCCAGAGUGGGGCCAUGGUGGAGGUGAACUGUGAGACCGAUUUUGUGGCCAGGAAUGAAAAAUUUACAUCCCUUGUCUCAGAGGUGACCAGAGAUUUCUUUGUCCACGGUGGAACGCAAGCGACGCAGACGCUGGGCAUAGUGAAGGAAUCGUUCUCUGAAGAGCAGCUCAAGACACUGCCAGUGGGCGAUGGCAAGACACUUGGGGACAAACUGGCGCUGGCAAUUGGCAGCAUCGGGGAGAACAUGAACCUUGCCCGGGCCACUCGACUCACCACCCAAGCGGACACCCAGUUAGUUGGCUAUUGUCACCCCAGCACUGUGGACGAGGACUUGAAGCUGGGACGCUAUGGGGUGAUAGUGGCAUUCAAGGCAUCAGGGCCACUAACUGAGGUGGCCAAACAGCUCUGUGUCCACAUCAUAGGGAUGAACCCCAAAACCAUUGGCAUGGAGUCCGACCCCAAGGCUGAGAAUCCUGAUGAGGAGAAAGUAUUGGUGCACCAGGAGUUUCUGAGUGACCCAGAAGUGACGGUGAGCGAGGUGUUGCAUCGCGAGGGAUUGAACAUAGUGGACUUUGUGCGUUACGAAGCAGGAGAAACCCAGGAUAAGGCUGAAUAGUGAAGCAUGGGUGGUGGUGGUGGGCGGGUUGUUGUGGCUACAGGGGUAGAAAUAAACUUUUCUUGAAGGUAGUCAGUUGGGCGUGUAAGUAAUGUUGAGUAUUCGCUGUAGCCUUUUCUAACAUCACCAUGUGACAACAGCUUCAUCACCUCAUUCUUAUUGGUUAUGUUAUGAUCUGUUCUCUUGAUAUAUUUCUGGCCACAGGAGAAAAAUGCAAUUAAAUGUACUUUUUAUCAUCAACAUUCUAUGAAGGAUUGAAAGAUACCAAAGUGCGAUGACACAGCUGGCCACUUUAUGCUGUCACCGUGAGCGAGAUAGAGGUAAAGGAAGGAAGCUUUUGCCAUAGGGGGAAGCUUUGUUGACAGACUGCAGCCCUGUCUGAAGUCUGAGCCCUUUAUUAAUGCAAGAUACUCUCACCCCUUUUAUAUUUUAUUUGACUUGAGUGGCCAGGCUUGUGUGAAUUUGACCCUUUGACUGUGUAUUAGGCCAGGAACCCACUCACCCACCCCCUUCAGCCUUGUAUGCAGUCUCCUCUCAGGAUAGGGACAAGGCCAUCUUUGAUGCUGUUUCUGAUAAAGACUUCCUUGCAUUAAGACUGUGCAGUGUGUCCAUGUAGUCAGGUUUGGGCAUCUGUGUGUGCUCUUUCUGAGGUGGACAAGAACCCUUACAACAGUAUUUUUGUAGAGACAAGGAUUACAAUAGCUGAGACUUGGAGGCUCAGCAAAGCCAGAUGCCAGUCACAUAAACACCAGGGCAGGGCAGGGCAGGGCACACAUUGAUAUUUAGGCAACUUAAACUGCAUACCAUUGGUUUAAUUAUGAUUGUGCAUGUCAGUGAGCAGGGUAGCUCAGCACAACACAAGUACAGAUUUGAGCCCACCUGCACAGCUCUCUCUUUUUACCGGCCCAUAGCACUGGUAGACUUUCUCGAUGGGAUUUGUUGGUCAGCCCCAGCCCGUUAGUGGCAUGGGUAAAUGAGGCCCCCCGCGGCAGAAGAGUACUAAGUGCCAAAAUCAAUAUUCGCCAGAAAUGAAGGUCAAAGUUUUGUAACUUUAACGAAAAUGUCAAUAGCCGUACAAUAAAGCUAGAGUAAAGUUAUAUACACCAAAUUAAAGCCCUGAAACACACCUAUAACAUGACAUUAAAACAGAGGAAAUAAAAAAAUCAUCAUCUGUAAAAAAAUAAACAUUUCCAUUAUUGA